Messenger RNA from Arachis ipaensis, 465 nucleotides. Its product is annotated as mitochondrial import inner membrane translocase subunit TIM17-1-like. Gene Ontology annotation, molecular function: transmembrane protein transporter activity. Gene Ontology annotation, biological process: protein import into mitochondrial matrix. The record is from RefSeq and is a predicted model, not a curated record. Lineage: Eukaryota; Viridiplantae; Streptophyta; Magnoliopsida; Fabales; Fabaceae. Gene Ontology annotation, cellular component: TIM23 mitochondrial import inner membrane translocase complex.
AUGCAUUAUUUACUAUCAGAAACUCCAGAAAAAGCAUUGCAACAGUCGUUAGAAAUCACCGCCAGAGACGCCGGCGCCGCUUUCAAAUAUGCAUUGGUUGGAGGAUCCAUCUUCCACUUUUUCAAAGGCUUAUGCCGCUCGCCGGAUGGAGAACGCCUCGCCGGCGCGUGGCACGCUAUGGGAGUGAACGCGCCGCGCGUGGCCGGUAAGUUUGGGGCGUGGUUCGGUCUCAGCGCUGCCGUUGACAAUGCCUUGUGCUACGCUCGCCAGAAAGACGACCAUUGGAACUACAUUGCCUCCAACACCAUCCCCACCGUACUUCUCUGCAUGCACCGUGGCCGUGCCGCCACCGUACGCUGGGCGUCCCUUGUCGCUGUGUACAGCGUGGCUAUGCAGCUUUCGUUGCCCAUUCUCCAGAGAUACGAAGCUGAAUUUAAUGAAAAAUAUGGGGAUAAUACCAAGUAG